Messenger RNA from Cottoperca gobio, 3171 nucleotides. It is a transcript of the gene bhlhe41, whose product is annotated as basic helix-loop-helix family, member e41. Lineage: Eukaryota; Metazoa; Chordata; Actinopteri; Perciformes; Bovichtidae. Gene Ontology annotation, molecular function: DNA binding; protein dimerization activity. Bases 138 to 1436 code for a protein of 432 amino acids. The transcript is spliced from 5 exons. Gene Ontology annotation, biological process: regulation of DNA-templated transcription. The record is from RefSeq and is a predicted model, not a curated record.
AUCAGUCUGAAGAGCAGCUCCACUGGAGGACACGCACUGUGCAUCAUCUCCCUCAACCGUCCGUGUGUGUGUGGUUCUUGGAAUAACAAACAUUCCCUAAAGAAACUCAGGAGCGGAUAACCAGCAGCAUAGAAGUGAUGGAUGAAAGAAUACCGCAUUUACAGGACAGGCAGUUCAUGGAGCAUGCAGAUUUCUUGGGGGUGGAUUACCCCUCUCUCUACAUGUGCAAAUCCAAAAGAGGAAUAAAACGAGAGGACGGUGGGAAGCAGGACGCAUACAAGUUACCACACCGGUUGAUAGAGAAGAAGAGGAGAGACAGAAUCAACGAAUGUAUUGGCCAGCUGAAGGAUUUGUUACCCGAACAUCUGAAGCUGUCGACGCUCGGGCAUUUGGAGAAAGCAGUUGUCCUGGAGUUAACGUUGAAACAUUUAAACGCUCUGACUGCUGUCACUGAGCAGCAGCACCAGAAGAUUAUUGCUCUGCAGAAUGGGGACCGGUCGACGAAAUCUUCCAUUCAUGCAGAUCUGGAUGCGUUCCACUCCGGGUUCCAGGCAUGUGCCAAAGAAGUCCUGCAGUACCUGAGUCAGUUUGAGAACUGGACGGCACGAGAGCAGCGGUGCGCGCAGCUAAUCAACCACCUUCACAAGGUGUUGGCGCAGUUCCAGCCCGGAGCACCGCCUCUCCAGCACCAGCUUCCCGCCGGGGACGCACAUGAUGGGCAGAAAGCCGACAGCCAAGCUAACUGUGUCCCAGUCAUCCAGAGGACCCACGGCGGGGAGCUUAACGAGAAUGACACAGACACGGACAGUGGAUACGGGGGCGAGGCUGAAAAGAGCGAUGGCAAAGAUAAAGAAUGUGAGCGCAAUACGGCGCAGGGACCCAAGGCAGUGAAGAUCAAGCAAGAGUUUGGAGAUGAUCGCGCAGCCAAGAAACCAAAGAUGAACUGGCCUGGGAACGGGUUGGGGGGCACAGACCCCGCCAGACCCGACCUGGCGUUUAUGAACUCUCUGAUGGGAAUAAGCAGUGUGGGACAGCAGACUCCUAUUUGCAUGCCUUUCUACUUCAUCAACCCCUCAGCCGCGGCGUCUUACAUGCCUUUUUUCGACAAAAGCAACAUUGAAAAGUACAUGUACCCAGCAGCGGCCGCUCUUGCAACCCCUUUCCCCUGGCUAUACCCCGCACACGCGUCAGCGGCGGCGGCCGCAGCUGCUGCUGCAGCCGCUUUCCCCGGCUUAUCUGUGCACUUUGGAGCCUCUUCUCAGUCCAAUGACUCCCACAGUCCAGACAGCGACGAGUCACACGAGGCUGACAUAGGUUCACCAGAUGAGCACGAGGAAAGUCCCGCCAGUGACGACGGGGAGGAUGACGUAGCUGAUGCGUCCCAGGAGAGCAAGAAUAGCCCACACGAUCAGUUUUCUGCUUGUCAAACGAGCUAAUUUGUAUGUGUUACCUUUCCUGCUGAGGAGUUUCAUUUUGUUUUUUAAUUAGGCUAGUUUUAAAACGAGGUUUCACAGAAGAGUUUCUCAUGUAUCUUGGCGAAACAGGGGACAGUUGUGACGGCGUGUGCCUUUUGCACUUAUGCUAGAUUAAUCAAUAUAAAUGAUUAUCGACAAUGAUUGACAUUAAUAUACGGCUGUGUUGUGCUGGAGUUAGUUUUGUAUCCUCUUUGAUAAAAUAUUUUGAAGUGGCAGCAUUGGUGCCAAAACUUUGAGUACUACAACAGUGCGCAAGAUCCCAACCAGCGAGUCUCUUGGGAUGUAUACAGUUGCAACUGACCUCUGCCAAGGUUAUUAAGAGCCUUGCUGACUAUGACUGUAAAUAUUAUUACCUGGAAGACAGUCUGGUUUAUUAACAUGUAAAUGGGCCUAUAAAAGAAGUGCUCCCGGAAGUGUAACGCCCAAUGUACCUCAUCCCCAAUUUUGUAUGGGGUAGGCUGAGUGGGAGGUACUUCACUGUCCCUCCUUCCAACACACACCCCAUCUCCAUCGUUACAUACAAAAAACAGCUACUUUACACAUAAUAAUAACAAAUUCUGAAAUUAUGGGAAAGGUAUUAUGCCUGGCCUCAUUUUUUUUACAGAUCUGAGUUUGCUUUGGUUUCCUUUACUUGUUUGUUUUGUGAGUAAAGAAAAAACAAUCACUGAAAUCGUUCAGAAUAAUGGAAAGAAGAAACCCUUAAUUCACAAGGGGCUGCUUGACCAGCAUAUUGUAUGUCCCCCGAAUGAAGCUUUUCAGCACUGAGAUACAGUGACCUCCUGUACCUCCAGGAAACAUUGUAGGAUAGCACCUUAUAGAUCUUUGAUAUUGAAUGUACCUGUAUUUUCCCAGCUGUUAAAGUUUGUAUGUAGAAUGAUCUUAAAUCUUUGAGAUGUAAAAUGCACCUUUUUCUGCUUUUACUCCACCCAAACAGUCACCUCAUCAUUUUGAAAGUCGAUCACUGUAGUUCUCUCAGAACCUUUUUAUUGUGUUGAGUUGUCUUGAAAUAAAAAAAUAUAUCAUUUCAUUUCAAAAGAGAGAGCAGAGAUACCUCAUGCUUUGUGAUGAUUUCAUGCAGUAAAGUGGUCAUAAGUCAUUCACCAGGUUUGACAAAACAAUGCUUAUUUCUUAAAGGCAAACUGAUUCAAAUCAAAAUCAGAUUUGUAAACCCUGUAAACCCCCACGACACCCCACACUAUCCCAGAUUAAGUGUUAUAUGCUAUCAUUAUGUAAAACCUUGCUUUUCAAAUAUUUGACAAAGGUGGGAAAGAAGCUGUGGUCAUGUGACCAUCACUUAUGAAAAUAGCUGUUUUAGGAACUUUAACUUUAUCUUGGCCUGUUUUCUAAGAGAUUAAUUCCUGCAAGUGUAGUGUUGUUCCUGCUUUUUUAAGUUUCACACGUGACUGAAUAAACAGAUUUUCAUUGUAUUUUGCAUACAUGACAUUGCUUUUGUAGUUUACUUCAGCUGGUUUUGCCUCAAAAUCUGUUAUAAACUGUUAUAUAAAGUGGCAUGUGUGUCUGUAAAUAGUUUUUUGUGAAUAUACCAUAAAGUAUACAUGUCUAUGUCAAUGUUGUAGAAGUCUAUGGAUUUUUUUAAAGAUUUAACUGAGCAACUGUUGCACAUUUCGUUAACGCUUUACACAUAUGCUGUUCUAAAUUAUUGCUGAUGAAUUGUAAAAUAAACAUCAAAACUAAA